This is a messenger RNA of Scleropages formosus (Asian bonytongue), 1146 nucleotides long. Its product is annotated as dehydrogenase/reductase SDR family member 13-like. The record is from RefSeq and is a predicted model, not a curated record. NCBI's taxonomy places the organism in Eukaryota, Metazoa, Chordata, Actinopteri, Osteoglossiformes, Osteoglossidae. The transcript is spliced from 6 exons. The coding region runs from base 78 to 806 and encodes 242 amino acids.
CGUAAACACGCUAUUCGCGCCACAGACCAGCUCGUGGAACGGAACUUUCAGCGCGCGCACACAGGGAUCUCCGCAUCAUGGACGUGCUGCUGCUCGCGCUCGCCGUCGCCGCGGCUCUCUACGGCGUCAUGUACCUGGUGUGUGUGAGGGCCACCUGGUGCAAGAGCAAGCGUACGCUCCACGGCAAGACAGUCAUCGUCACAGGAGGCAACGCUGGAAUUGGAAAGACCACGGCUGUGGACUUGGCACGCAGGGGCGCAAGGGUCAUCCUGGCCUGCCGCAAUAAACAGCGGGCCGAGGCAGCUGUCUGUGACAUCAUAAAGGAGAGCGGGAGCAACCAGGUGGUGUACAUGCAGCUGGACCUGGCGAGCCUGCAGUCGGUGCGCUCCUUUGCCGAGACCUUCCUGAAGCAGGAAUCGCGGCUGGACAUACUCAUCAACAACGCAGCACUUCACAUUCACGGGAGAACUGAGGAUGGCUUUGGAAUGAUAUUUGGUGUCAAUCACAUUGUCGAAAUCAAUAUGUCCCCAUCUAUAAAGACAGUCAGAGCAAUCAGGACGGAGCUUGCACGUUCUUCCCUCCCCAUCAUCAAGAUCCUGAAUCGUCCCAUAAUUUUUCUGUUCUUCAAGGACCCGGUGGCCGGUGCACAGACCACGUUGCACUGCGCCUUGCAGGAGGGCAUUGAGCCUCUGAGCGGUUGCUAUUUCGACAACUGCACUGUGAUGGAUUUGAAGGCCAAUGCACGGGAUGAUGCCACGGCCAAGAAGCUGUGGGAGAUUAGCGAGAGGUUCUGUGGCCUUGCUUGAGGCCUUAGAGAGACCAGCAGGGAGAUGGAGGCAAUUUGUUAUUCAGGGAAUCUACAUUUUUAAUGAUUUGGGUAUUGUAUGUGGUUAAUUUCUUUUCAACCAUAGCAGAAAAGGGUUGUGGAAUGCAAAUGCUUCUGUUAAUUAAACAGCAGUUAAUGCCAAAAAAGUGCAGGGAAUGUCAGACUUGCAGAUGGUGAUACCAAAACUGUAAUGACAUAGCUGUAAGCCAUAAUAUCCAGACACAGUUCUUUCACUAUUUAAUGUCUUAAUCCUUUAAGUCCAGGAGCAGACAUCAAGAAAAGUAUUUUUGUUAAAUGAAUUCAUAAACUGAAAUAAAGAU